Messenger RNA from Closterium sp. NIES-67, 1222 nucleotides. NCBI's taxonomy places the organism in Eukaryota, Viridiplantae, Streptophyta, Zygnematophyceae, Desmidiales, Closteriaceae. The record is from the annotation of a GenBank genome assembly.
CGCGAGCACCAAGGCGGGCAAGCCCAUGACGCUGCAGAAGCUGGCGAACAACAAGAAGGGGCAGGUGGUGCUGCAGGGGAAGAAGUUCGCCAUUUCGAGUUGGGAUUAUAACCCCCAACCAUCCACUUCCACAACCACCACCAUCGCCUCAUCUGCAGUCUCCCAGUCUCCUCUCCCGCCCAGGCAUUCACCUCGGACCAUAGCAUCCCGGCAUUCCAACCAUCCCCGACUGGUACUGACAAUCGGCUGGAUUCAGUUUCCCAGAGUUCUACGUCCUCGUUCCACACUCUCAGCCAUGGCGGUUUCCCGAUCUGCCGUUCUGCUGCUAGCUCUUGUCGGCUUCGCCGCCGUCUGCUCGGCUCAAACAACAGCGCCCAAAACACCAACCGCGCCGAAGACAACGCCGGCUACGCCGGGGAAGACGACAACUCCAGGGAAGACCGCGGGGGCGCCAACAGGCCCGCUGACGCCCUUCGACGAGGCAAUUCAGAAGCUCAACCAGUCGGGAUUCACCAGCUUCGUCUCUCUCGUCAGUGCCUACGGCAAGAUGAAGGAAGUGAAGGCCGCGCUCGCGAAGCCCCUGACGAUGCUGGUGCCGUCGAACACGGCGAUCAGCAAGCUGCAGAUCACCAAGUACAAGUCGACGGAGCUGAUGGUGGUGGUGGGGUUCUCGGCGUUCAAGAAGGUCAUUCCGGCCGACGCGCUCAAGAGCCUGCCCGAGGGGAGCAACAUCACGACGCUCGCGAGCACCAAGGCGGGCAAGCCCAUGACGUUGCAGAAGCUGGCGAACAACAAGAAGGGGCAGGUGGUGCUGCAGGGGAAGAAGGGGAGCACCAUGACCAUUACUAAGCUUAACUUCUACGUCAAGGCCGGCAAGCUCGCCGUGCACACUACGGACGCUGUGGCCUUCCCCACCACGCUCCAGGGCACCGUGCUGUAAGCAGCAACGGUUCCUGUAAGCGGUGCUUCGAUAAGAGGAGCUGCGCCGCUUCAAUAAUACUAGAAAGAGCCUGACAGAUGCCGGCGCUUCUGACACCACUGGCGCUUCAGUAAAUCCAGAUAUGGGUUUGCUUGUAGCGCGUAAAUCUAGAUCCGGGCCUAGAGGGAGGCAUUGGCCAGUAGUGUUUUAGCUUAAAACUUGCUGCUGGUUCAGGGUGACAUAACACCCGAAGUUUGGAAGUAUAAUUUAUAAAUGAUGAGAUCUUGGGGCACGUGUCCCUCG